AUGGAACUUAAUAAAAAUAAAAAAACUUCUUUUGACGUUAGUGGAGGAGAUGACGAGAGGCCCGAGAAGGGCGGAGUAGAGGAGAGGCCCGAGACGGGCGUCGUUACGGUAGUCGACGAAGGCUCUGACGCGGACAUGCGGUCCAGGUCGUCUCACGACUCGGACUCGUCACGCAAAGGCCGCCUUUGGAAGCGCAAGCGUCGUAGUGACAAUGACUGCGCAUCGGAUGAAAGUGACUGUGUGUCGGGCAAGGUGCACACAGCGCGAAGAGGUCGUGGUAGACCGCCCACGACCGGGAAGUACGUCGGUCUCGCCAAAGCCAAGGCCGAAUACAUCAAGCAGUGUGAGCGAGAGCUCGAGCUCGAAGCGGAGAGCGAGGCGGUCGAAAUCACGCGCCAAGUAAGGGCGACGCGAUCCGCGACGAGCUUAGGAGGAGCGUGCCCGGCUGAAGGGUGCUCGACACUGGACCUGCACAGGAGGGCCCAGGAGUGUGUCGAGGCCAUAAUCAAGCUCACCAAGGGGUCGAAAAAUCUGAAGGGUACCUUUAAAAAGGCCUAUAACGAGACGGCUGAGGCCCUUAGCGAAGUACUAGGAACCCUUUAUACCCGGACGACGACCGAUGAGAUCCGUCUGCUGCAGGAGGGGAAUGAUCGGCUUCAAGCCGAAAACGCCCAGCUGCGCUCGGAGAUUGCGGAGCUGAGGCAGGGCGUGGCCGACCUGAGGCGCGACUUGUGCGCGACGCCUGCACCAGUCCCCUCUUGCUCCAGGAAAGAGAUCGACGACGACUCAUUCGUUUCUAAAAUUAUGGACGGGGUCGGGAAAAUGCUCGACGCCCGAUUCCGAAACUUGGAAGCGUCCGGCAGGCUCCUGCCCGAAGCGCGGGUGCGAGCAGUCGAGGCACCGGCUUCUCAGCCGACGGAGACCAGUGUUACUACGCUGGCCCCGCCGGCGAACCCGGCUCCGAGACCUGCCAAGGCAGGCCAAAAAAAGAAGAAAAAGAAGAAGAAGGCGGGUGCGGCUACCCAAGUCGCUGCGCCCAACGAGCCUCGCCCCCUACCACCUGCUCCGGCCGCUCUGACGGAGGGGUGGAAUGUGGUGGCGAGGAAAGGAAGAAAGGCGGGGCCGCCCAAAAACCAGCCCCAGCCCCAGAACAAAGGUGAGCCGGCUAAGAAGCCAAAAACGCCGAAGCUGCGAUUGCCGCGAUCGGCGGCGGUGCAGCUGACGCUGUUGCCGGGCAGCACGAGGACCUACGCGGAGGUCCUCGGUGCCAUAAAGGCUGACGGCCUUAUAGCGAGCAUGGGCGUCGAGACUCGCUAUAGGGUCUCUCAGACCGGCGCGCGAAGGCUCGAGCUGCCCGGCACCGGCAAUAAGGAGAAGGCCGAGGAGCUAGCCCGGCGCAUCAAGGCGGUCGUCGGCGAGGACGUGGCGGUCACCCGCCCGGAGAAGUGCGCCGACCUGCGGGUGGCCGGGUUAGACGACUCGGUCACUCCCCAGGAGCUGGCCGGCGUGAUCGCCAAGGCGGGAGGAUGCGCCGAGGAAUCGAUAAAAGUGGGCGAAGUACGGCAAAACUUCGCCGGCAUCGGGACAGCGUGGGUUCGCUUGCCAGUAGAGGCGGCGAAGAAAGUGGUCGACGGGCGCCGCCUACUCGUCGGGUUCGUGUCGGCGAGUGUGACUCUUCUCAAGACGAGACCGCAACAAUGCUAUCGCUGCCACGAGGUUGGGCACGUGGCAGCGAAGUGCGACAAGGGAGUGGACCGCAGCGGCCAGUGCUACCGCUGCGGCAAGGAGGGGCACAUUCGCCGGCAAUGUACUGCCGAAGCUUGCUGUCCCAUAUGCCAGGCGGAGAAAAAAGCGGCUGGGCACAGCCUAGUCGCGUGCCCUCGCAAUAAAGCGGGAAGGAGGAAGAAGGCAGCGACCAAAAAUAAAACCCGCGCGCCGCCUGCCAACAGAGCUGGGGAGGUGACAAUGGACACCCAAUUGUAG
This is a messenger RNA of Melitaea cinxia (Glanville fritillary), 1983 nucleotides long. RefSeq lists its product as uncharacterized. Gene Ontology annotation, molecular function: zinc ion binding; nucleic acid binding. The transcript has a single exon. Bases 1 to 1983 code for a protein of 660 amino acids. The record is from RefSeq and is a predicted model, not a curated record. NCBI's taxonomy places the organism in Eukaryota, Metazoa, Arthropoda, Insecta, Lepidoptera, Nymphalidae.